Molecule: messenger RNA, 357 nt
Organism: Hibiscus syriacus
Lineage: Eukaryota; Viridiplantae; Streptophyta; Magnoliopsida; Malvales; Malvaceae
Product: transmembrane 9 superfamily member 6-like
Exons: 3
Coding region: 13-357 (114 amino acids)
Biological process (GO): protein localization to membrane
Cellular component (GO): membrane
Source: RefSeq, a predicted model, not a curated record
AAAAGUGGUAAAAUGGCUACGAAAUGGAAGAUUGCCUUGUUUGCUUCAUGGCUUUUGUUAUCAACUGCUCAUUCCUUCUAUCUCCCUGGUGUCGCCCCUCGUGAUUUUCAAAGGGGUGAUCCCCUGUAUGUUAAGGUGAACAAACUGUCAUCUACAAAGACACAAGUACCAUAUGACCAUUACUACUUAGACUACUGUAAACCAGCCAAGAUUGUGAACAAUGCUGAAAAUCUGGGGGAGGUGCUACGUGGUGACUGCGUAGAGAAUUCCGUCUACACCGUGAGCAUCUGUUACCUUUUGUGGUGUUAUGUAUUUGCUGUUGGUGAAAAGUGGUAUUCAGUGGAAAGUUUGAAAUGA